Molecule: messenger RNA, 1086 nt
Organism: Ascochyta rabiei
Lineage: Eukaryota; Fungi; Ascomycota; Dothideomycetes; Pleosporales; Didymellaceae
Exons: 1
Coding region: 1-1086 (361 amino acids)
Source: RefSeq, a predicted model, not a curated record
AUGUCGGACAUCUCAAAGUCCUUUGCCUACCUGCAGGAAACGAUACCACAAUGGCUCCAGGACAUUACGAACGUAGAGGAGAGGGUCUUGAGCAUGCAACAUGAUAUGACCAGAGUCUUGGUGUCGCAAUCGCCGUUUGUGGAAAGCAGAACUGGAUCCAUGGACUCGAUACGACCCGAAAAACUGGACAUCGUCGCGGAAGAGAUCACGCCAUCAAACAACUUCCCAACCAAUCCGCUUGGUAGUCGCAAGCGAAAGUCGCCUUCGGUCGCCUCUGGCCCCUCAGGACCAACCAAGUACCGCCCAAGAACGAUGGUGGUCGUCAGCUACGACGGAGAUAUGCAAAAAUCCUUCGAGCUGCUUGUGCGCGGGCUAGCAACGGGUCGCAACAUGCUGAGGAAGGCAAAGAUGGAGGCAAGGAUGGCCGAAUUGGCUGCCAUCGCAGGCUCGAGCGAAGACGAGGACGACAACGAUGAUGAAGAAGAGGAGGAGGAGGAGGAGAACAUCAUGUCGAAGAUCAGCUAUCGACCACAUAUGACAUCCAUGCGACUGCGCGCCGCGGCUGCCAGAAGAGGAGGCCGUAACGGCCUGAACGGUGGUCCAACUCCGCCAGCAGAGCUUUUCGAGACAACAGACAAGACCUUGGAACAAGCACAGGAGCUGUGCGAGAAGUCGGCCCACCUGAGUCUACGUGAAGGCGACUGUAGAAACGAACUGAAGCUUGUACGCAGGCAUCUUGAGAAUGUCUUGUCCACAGCAAAGACAGAAGUCAUCAGGUACACCGCCAGUCCACCGCAACGAACGCAAGCCCUACAAGACCACGAUACUUCCGAUACAUCGGUACCCUCGGUGGAGCCAUCGUAUAAGAGACACUUCCCAAGCAUCUCAGCGCCUAAGCCGGUUCCUGAACAAGAAUCUAAGCUGGUGCCAGUCACCACUCAAUCAACCAUUCGUGCACCGGCUGCAUCUACAGUCGUAGCGUCGAAAACAACGGACAUCGAAGUCGAUGACGACGACGAAGACGAAGACAUGGAUUUUGUCAUGCCGCCUGUGCGCUUCACAUCACGAAGAGCUGCUUGCGCCUAG